UUACAAACUUGUAACUAAUGUUUGUUGAUUUUGUGGUUGUCGUUGGUAGUUAAAAUUGGCUAAUGUUUUUCUUGGAAGCGCAUUAAUUGAUUCAUUUUAGCGAGCUAAUAAUGGUAGGAUAAAGUGAAGUCAAGCGUGCCUCCAACCCCACUAGCAGCAGGAUGACGAGGCGUUGUGGUAAAUCUACCAUGUUGAUGGAUGAGGAGAAUCUGCAGAAGGCAAUAGUCGAGCAAGCAGAGCAAGAUCCUCAAGAUCAGGCUGGGCUUAUUGUCAAGGUGGAGGAAAUCCACUUCAAUGAAAUCCUUAAACUACGUCUGGAAUACAGAAACAUCCUGAUUAUUGACCACUUAUGGGAAUUCACAUCCUUGGCAAAACUGGAUUUGAACCACAACCUCAUAGAGAAGAUUGAAGGCUUGGACCGUCUGAUUAAUCUGAAAUGGCUUAAUCUGUCAUUCAACAGCAUCGAGAAAAUUGAAGGUCUGGACUCUCUGCGGAAGCUUGAAGUUCUGAAUUUGUCCAACAACAGAAUCUCUGUUAUUGAAAACAUGGACACACUUGAGAAAAUCACUCAUUUCUUCAUCGCUAACAACCUUAUUGAAAAGCUGGACAAAGUGCUCUAUCUCAGGAAGUUCAAGAACCUGUUCACUGUCAACCUAUUUGGAAAUCCUGUCUCAAAGGAAGACGAUUACAAAUUUUUCAUCGCAGCCUACUUUCCAAACUUGGUGUGCCUUGACUACAGAUUACUUGACGAGGAUACAAAAAAUGAAGCAUCUAUCAAAUACCACAAUGUCCUUGAGGAAAUGAAACGAGAGGAGCUGCCGAUGCAACAAGCUGAUGAGGCUGAGCAAAGCCAGGAAUCUGAAGUCAAAUUACACACGGAUGCCUUCGUGGAGUUCCUGAAUGGCUCUUACCUGUUUAAAAGCAUGUUUGAAGACGAUCCAGAGGCAGAGACACUGCACUGUGUGCCUGAAGUGGCUCACCUGCUUCAAACAUUUGAGCACCAAAUGGUGGAGCUGUGUAUGCAGUUAUUUGAAAUAGGUUUGGCUGAACAUAAGCGAAGAGAGACAGAGGUGAACUCCUUCUUCAGUGGUCAGAAUAAGGCCGUGAUGGACUACCAGCAGAAAGCGUCGGAAAUAUUGGAAACUUUUGAGCAGGAACAGAAAAAGAGGAUAGUGGAGUUGAAACAGUUAUCAGACCCAGACGUGCUCGAGGUCAAGAUCAACCACUACAACGAUGAAAUCAACCAACUCUGUAACAGCCUCAUGGCACUGGAGUUUCAGCUGGUCAGCCAGCUGGAGGAUAUCAUCAAAAAGUUGGACAUCAACAUCUCAGACAUAGUUGGCAACUUCAGUGAAACUGUUCAAGGGAUAUUUGCGCAAUGUCGAGAUCUGGAGGAUAGUUAUAAUGAGAAGGUGCGAAAGAUUGCUGUAGCAACUCUGGAGAAUGUGGCCAAGGACAAACUGGAUAAGGAUAUGCCAGAUGAUGUUAAAAUGCUGUUUACAGACAAAGACACAGUGAUGGAUGCACUGACAACUGGCCACGAUAACCACCUGCUGAAGAUCAAUGGCCGAGAGACUCAGUUGGUUACACGUGUCAAUGCCUGGAAAGUGGCCCUCAUUAAAGGGAUUCAAGACAAAGAACUUAAGCGGAACCGCAUGCGCAUCUCAGACAUCCACAGAUAUGUGGACCACUUGUGGGAGCAGCUGGAGGAGUUGCAGUAUCAUCAUCUGUAAAACAUGUUUCGCCAAAAACA
This is a messenger RNA of Perca flavescens (yellow perch), 1753 nucleotides long. RefSeq names its product dynein regulatory complex subunit 3 (gene drc3). Gene Ontology annotation, cellular component: cilium. The transcript has 13 exons. The record is from RefSeq and is a predicted model, not a curated record. Lineage: Eukaryota; Metazoa; Chordata; Actinopteri; Perciformes; Percidae. The coding region runs from base 162 to 1733 and encodes 523 amino acids. Gene Ontology annotation, molecular function: protein binding.